AUGGUUUUCUACGCUCUACUAGCCAUAUCAUUAGCCACUUUCAGCACUGUUAUUGGUGAAAAUGUGUUUUGCACAUAUUACCGUGAUGCGAACGAGAUUACCUGCGGGCAUAUAACCUGUAAAACACAUGAAAUUGAAAAUGCCACCGAAUAUGCGAGUGACGGCAUUGAUAUGAAGCUCCCCCUCGGAUGGUAUCGUAUUGGGGUCCAGCAAACGCGUCGUGACGGUUCCUGGUUUAAUCUGUAUAAAAGACGCCAAUCCGGCACCGGCUAUUGGGAUUUCUACACAAAUAUUCCGGAACGCAACUGUGCGGGCGGUUUCGGCAUUCAUUCAGCGGAGAAGUUAUUGCCGGGGUCAGUUUCGAUCAAGGAAAAGUGGUGCUUCCAACGCUUGGCAGACCAAAUUGAACGAAGGAGCACAAUUGAAAAAAUCGACGUCUAUCAGUGCCGGCAGUGCGUUUUCCAUACAUGUUGGUUAGGUUGGCGCGUACUGCCCGCUUCCAGGGAAUAUUUAACCAAUCUACGCUCCGUUGCA
Messenger RNA from Mesorhabditis spiculigera, 534 nucleotides. The record is from the annotation of a GenBank genome assembly. Lineage: Eukaryota; Metazoa; Nematoda; Chromadorea; Rhabditida; Rhabditidae.